Closterium sp. Naga37s-1 is the source of this 321-nucleotide messenger RNA. The record is from the annotation of a GenBank genome assembly. NCBI's taxonomy places the organism in Eukaryota, Viridiplantae, Streptophyta, Zygnematophyceae, Desmidiales, Closteriaceae.
AUGCCUGUGGUUGUCAAGCUAUACCACAUAGCUUACUACCUGGCAGGGGUCGAGCGCCGUAUUAUCCAUGAUGGCGAGGAUCUGGAGAACAGCGCAGGCCCCAACAUCGCCCUUGUCGCCACUUACCUGCGCAAGGUGACUGCGUGGUGCAGGGCGGCGAUCAUGGCGCCGUCCGUGAAUGGUAGUGGGCCGUGGUACGUUCCCGGCGAGAAGGCAUGGGCCUUCUCCAGGAACGAGACGAUCCUCAUCUCGACAGAUGGGAUCGAAGAGACUGAAGGCAUCAACCGUGCACCGCAGCCCGUGGACGCACCCGUGGCUUGA